AUGACCGACCGAGGCAAUCCAGCGAAGGCCCAAACUUACUUGACUUCAUCUUCUCUUUCAACAUUGUCCCAUGAGUCAGCCUCGAACGCUGCCCGACCCCGGAAUCGUCGCGUCGAGACUAUUGACGAGACGUACAACCCGCCAACGACAACUGGGAUUACGAAGAGCAGUGGAACCUCAUACCCCAUACAAGGCGCUACGCAUGGGAACAAAACCGUCCCCCUGACAUUGGAAAGGUCUCAGGAAGAUCAAAUUCCAAAUCAAGGCUCAACGGGUGGCGACCUUGCGCAAUUUUUAGGAGAUUCUUGGACUCAGAGCUGGACCUCAGUUCAAGCGUUUGCUUCGACAUUGAUUUCCGGCGUCGAUAACUCUCCCAAAGCAAUUCGAUCGACACAUCUCUACCCUCGCACUCCCCGCGGUUCCCGAUCAGAGACAUGGGGGCCAUCGCCGCCAUCAGGAGGACAGAGGAAUAACGAUGUUGGGGUGGGAUCCCUGGCCAAGAGACGGGACGCUCUGAAAGCCGCAAAAACGGCGAGUAUAUUGGAAAGCCAUGAGGGGGUGAAUGGUGGCCUCGAUGUCAUCGGGAAGCAUAAGCGGCGUACAUCGGAUGAGAUCCGCCCCUUGGACCCGGAACCUGAGGAGCAUCUGGUUUACGUUCAUAAUGUCGAACCGAGCGAUACUUACGCCGGUAUAAUACUUCGAUAUAAGUGCCGGGAAGAUAUUUUCCGGAAGUCCAACGGCCUUUGGUCUCGAGACAGCGUCCAGAUGCGCAAGUGGCUAAUCAUCCCUGUGGAUGCUUGCGAGAUAAAAGGACGGCCAUGCGAUCCACCAUCAUGGUCUGACGAACGUGAAGCAGAUCUCUUGACACGAAAUUCCUCGAUCGCUAGAGAAUCCUCAUUUGCUACAGAUGGUUCGUAUAGAGGAACUCUCAGCCUGUCGGCUGACUCUUCACACAUAGAUGCAAAGCAAGAGCGAGCAGAAGAUCUCCCUUGGUCCCAUGUUCGCUGGGUUCAUAUCGAUUCAUUCAGACAGCCGGUUGAAAUUGUUCGGGUGGCACGACAAGCUCUAGGUUACUUUCCACCACGACGGAAAAAGAGUAUUAGGACUGCAUCGCCAAUAUCCACUCCAAGACAGAGCUCAGAUCUGUCAAGCCUCGCUCCAAAUUCUACCGAACGUCCUUCAACUCAUCGGUUAAGCUCGGUCAGUGGUCAUCCUCUGAUUCCCGGCACACCAAUGUCAUCCCAGAGUCGGGCUGGAAGUGAGGCAACUAACAGCCGGCCUGCAUGGAUGCGACGACCGGGUGGUGUGGGCUCUAUGAGCAGAACUGUGAGAGCACCUGGGCCGGAUACAGAUUAUUUCAACUCUUGGACAAGAAAACACAUCCCGGGUCUCGAUAUGGAAGCCUUGCCUUCGAUGUCUGUAAUGGGCUCAGAGACCGCAAAUUUUGGUUUUGGGCAAAGCGCAUCUGGCAUUGUUGAAAGCCCGUUUGAAAACUGCAGAAAUGCGUCCUCUACCUCUCGACAAGGUACUGGUCUAGAUAGGGCAGCAGCAGCAGUUGAACACUGGCUGCGUGGAGCCUUGGCCAAGCGUCCUAGUACACCGCUGCUGGGAAGCCGUCUGCGGCCCACGGGCCUGUCAGCAGACCCAGAUGCCACCGAUUUAAUCGAGUUGACAGACACAGCAAGUGAUGAUGGCAAGGCGGCACGCCCCGUUUCCACAAGCAUUUUGGGCUCAGGACACUCUGUGACUACGGGGAGGACUGAUGGUGGUCUAAGAAUUAAAGGCAGGAACAAGUUCGGCGUCGAUGACAGGGCUACCCAUAAAAAGGACGAUUGA
Metarhizium brunneum ARSEF 3297 is the source of this 1836-nucleotide messenger RNA. RefSeq lists its product as uncharacterized. The record is from RefSeq and is a predicted model, not a curated record. Lineage: Eukaryota; Fungi; Ascomycota; Sordariomycetes; Hypocreales; Clavicipitaceae.